AUGAAACAAGCCGGCAACGUGAAGGGGCGGCGGAUCUACGACAGAAUCUUCGGGACCGCCAAGAUCUACCAGAAAGGCUCCACAGAUGCUUUCGAGACCGGAGUCCGAGAUUCCAGCGGGAUCGACUCCAGCGAUUAUGUCGAUGGCAUGUCGGUGACCAUCGGUUCUCCUCGUCUUCACAUCUUCACCUUGGCCCUGGGGACUUCUUACGACACUGCCCUGGGGACAGGUGGCAUGUGCCCCUGCGAUGCUGUAACGCAAAGUGCCCAAUGUGGGGGGGACCCGGUCCCUGGCUUCCUGAGUGGAGAGGCCGUGAGUUGUGACUCCGGGACCUUCGGGACGGCGAGCUUGGCCUGGGGUAGCAGAUUGGUGCAGACGGCUUUUGAUGUGGCGGUCUCUGUGACGUCAGCGCACUUGGAGGUGAGGCUCAUGAGUGAUGCUGUGAGCACAAAUGAAGACGUGGGGGUGUUGGAGCUGCUUGUCUAUGUGGAGGAAAUCGAGGACAACACGCCGCCGCAGUUGACUCUCCUGGGAUCCUCGCCUCUGAAAGUGGAGGUGGAGUCCGUGUUUUCCGACCCUGGUGCGACGUGCGUCGAUGACAUCGAUGGAGUGCUCAACUCCAACAUCACAGUUCUGGGAUAUGUGAACACCAGCCAGCUGGGAGAGCAGGACCUUCUAUACAUCUGCGAGGAUUCCUUCGAGAACAGUGUGAAUCAGACUCGCCGCAUCAUCGUGCUGAAUUCCGAGCUGCCGGUGCUUGAGCUUGUAGGGGAGACACGUGUCUGCCUGGAGGAGGGUGUCCCGUAUGUGGAACAGGGUGCAACUUGUACCGAUGCCGUAGAUGGAACCUAUCCGGCGACGAUUGCAGGCAACGUCGACCCUGAUGUGCUGGGAAACCAAAGCAUCUUUUACUCCUGUAGCGACAGUGCCGGGAACAACGUCACGGUUGCAAGGACGAUUACGGUUGUGUCCAGCGACAUGCCCGGUAAUCUGUUCCUCACCAGUUAUUCUGCUGAGAUCGGUGGGGUCACGGAGUCAUUUGCACCCCAAGUGCUGGGCGAAGGCGUGAAUCCGGCGACGGACUUUGCAUUUAACUGGUCUGGCGACGUGGCUGCCGGUCCCGAGUUCUGUCGGUUCAUCUCGGUCUAUGAGUCCCUACCUAAUGGAAGUCAAGUGCUCGUGAAGCAGUACGAGGGUUUCAGCCUUUUCAGCUUGGGCGUUCUGGCCCAGGGGCAGCUCCAACUGGCACAGGGUUCAGAUGCAUCCCUGAGUGCAGGGCUAAAGGAUGCGACGUCCUACACCAUAGUGUUAGAUGAACUCUUGGUAUUCGACCAGUCCGGAUAUGGCAAUGCACGACAGUCCCUUCGAAUCCUCACUGGUGAUUACUCCCCACCCAUCUUGCUAGAAUCGCAGCCGCCCGCUAUGCACCCAGCCUGGCCCUUGUCAGCCGGCAUCAGCUUACGCUUUGACGAGCCCGUUCUCCUCGGAAAUGCUUCUCUGCGAAUCUUGGAUCCUCGGCUCGGUCGUGAGGAAGAGGUGCCCUGCGAUGGCUCUUCGUCGACAGGAGGCCUCUCAGUGAAAGUGCAGAACAGUAGCAUGCAGAUUCUUGGCUUGGACGCGAUCUGGCAGCCCUGUGCGGAAUUCCUCUUGACCGUUGAUGCUGCCUGUGUCCUGGAUGUAUCACCCAACACAAACCCCUUUCCAAGACAGAUCCUCCCUUUCGCGACAUCCUGUGUCAUCGGCGUCAGCCCGGCGCGGAACAGUCUAGAGGUCUCACCCAGGAGUCCCCUGACCAUUACCUUCUCGGAGCCGAUGGAGUGGACCUCCUCUAACGUCUCUGGAGUCUUGGUUCAGAUCGUGAAUGAGAGAGAGCUUCGAGUCGGCCCCGGGGAUUGGCCGUAUGUGUACAUUUUGGAGGCCAUUCUGACCGUGGACUUGGCAUGCGUGACGAAGUAUUGUGCCAUUCACAGUGCGCUCCCGAACGUGACGGCGCGAUUUUCCUCGGGACUUUGCAGCGGGCUCUUGUCUCAGCAGUGCAGGGGGAAGCUUCACCAGGUGCUCCUCGAAUCGGGGACCUUGGACCGGGCCAAUGGAUCCUGGCCCCUGGGCUCCGUCCUCAACGGCACGGUGCUUCCGGCGCAGCUCUUGGAGGACCCGUACUACUUUACCCUCGAGCCGAUCGAUGCGACUGCCCCGCAGCUGCUCGCUAUGGAUGUUGCCCUGGUUUCCGAGAGUCAGGUGAACGUUUUGGUAAGCAUCAACGAGGGCGGCCAUGUCUACUGCGCGGCGUGGGAGCUGGCUGGGCCUGGGCCCUGCACUUCGGAUGUCCUGCUUGUCACGGAGUACAGCAACGAUGUCUGUAAUCAGACGCAGACGGAAUGCAGAAACUGCGAGGCGCCGAGCUUCGGAUGCUUUGAUAGGAGCAGCAUGUGGGUGGAUGAUGGCUGCUCUGGGCGAUUCCUCUUGGAGGGGAUUGAACUGGAUUGCCAAAGUUCGGAGAAGGACGCCACCAUCCAUGAUGCUGCCUUCCAAAACGUGAUAUCCUUGGGGCAUCGACAUGCCUGUGCUCUCAGGAAGACAGACGGGUCAGCGGCUUGCUGGGGCAAAUCAGAUUACAUUGACCCUGUGACAUUUGCAGCUCCGGCAGGUACUUUCGUAUCCAUUGCUGCAGGCUAUUUGCACACCUGUGCGAUUCGAGAGGGCGGGGACAUCCUUUGCUGGGGUACCGAUGUGCACGGAGAAACUGCAGGUCCCGGAACCAGCGAUUUGUUUGAAUACAUUACCAGUGGAUACCGCUUCUCCUGCGCUCUUAAGGUUACUGACAGGAGAGCGGUGUGCUGGGGCCUAGAUGAUAGUGGACAGGCGACGCCUCCAGCUUUCCCAUUCUUGACCAUUUCAGCUGGCUACAAGCACGCCUGUGGAAUUCGGUUGGUUGACAACGCAGUUGUGUGCUGGGGCCUGAAUGACUUGGGUCAGGCGACUCCUCCGGCGGGGGAGUUCUUGGCUCUCAGCGAUCGCGGUGAGACGAUGUAUCAGGGUAGCUUGAGUGCAGGAUGGUUUCACACCUGUGCUGUGCAGAUGGGGUCAGCCUCCAUUCUGUGCUGGGGCGACAAUAGCAAUGGUCAAACCGAUGCGCCAGAAGAUGCAGCACAGUUUCUGCAAGUGGUCGCUGGUCGGGCUCAUACGUGCGGACUCCAGCGGGUGCUCGCAGGCCAAGGGCCAGGUGUUGUGAAGAACGGAACAGUGAGGUGCUGGGGAUUAGAUGAUCUCAGCCAGAGCUCCCCACCAGUCUCGUUGCCAAAAAUUGGCGGCAUCGCCGCAGAUGAUGACUACACGUGCGGCCUCGCAAUUGAAGAUGGGCUGCCUUUCUGCUGGGGGAAGAAUGAUUUCAACCAAGCCGAUCCCCCGGCAGAGCACCUCGGCCUACCGGACGAGUUUGAGAACGUCACCUGUGAGACUGACACGACGGCCAGCAGCAAGAGAAUCAAAGGGCUUUCGGGAGUCCGGGAUGCGAGUGACGACGUGCCGGCGUACUACAGCCCCACUCGGGGCUGUGCCGACGGCCACCUGUCCUUGACCGGCCUUCGCGAGGGCGUCAACUACGGGAUCUACUGCACUGCCGAGGAUGAUGAAGUACCGAUUCCCAACAUCAUGAGUGAUCAAGUUGUUGCUGCAGCUGGUCGGGCCGUCACGAUGCCAGACAGGACCCCGCCGACGCUUAGCAUUAGUCGGGUAGACGCAGGUGUCGCGAGCGCCGUGCUAGAGGUGCUGCUUAGCGAGCCAGGCCUCAGGGUUUGCUGCGUGGCGGUGCUGGACCAAGAACCUGUAGUUUCGGCGGCCGAGAUUCUGAAGGUGGGUACAUUUGGGCAUGCCAGUGCGAGCGGAACUGUGGCAACUGUUCGCUUGGAAGGGCUCUUGCCUGACACCGAAUACGAUGCCUAUUGUGUCGGCGAAGACCUGGCAGGCAACUGGGGCACCGAUCUCUCAAUCCUGCAGAGCAAGCGCGACUUUCAUGUUAUGCGGGACCUUACACCCCCACAGCUUCUUUCUACCGAUCCGAUCUCGGGCAGUACGCUGUCAUGCGCCCCGGAUGGAGUCGCUGCUGGAUGCUUAAUACCUCCCCUGGUGCUCCGUUUCGACGAAGACAUCUUCAGGGGCAUAGGCAACAUCACCGCUGUUUGUUUGAACAACCCAGGCAUUUGUGUCGAUGUGGUCAUGCAAAUGGAAGUGGAGUCAUCGCAGACGGGAACAUCUGCCAUUGUGCACGAGGAAAUCACUGUUAACUUUGCCGUGCCACUAUCUGACGCCUCGAAUUUCAAGGUCGUUAUCGAUUCCGGAGCUCUGCAGGACAUGGCCGGAAAUCCUGUCAGUCUCAGCGAUACGUGCCAGUUCUGGGUUCCUGCAGGUGCAGAGGGGGCGCGCCCUGAUACCUGUGCCGGGACUUUCACCUUCUGGACUCCUUCGUAA
Symbiodinium necroappetens is the source of this 4467-nucleotide messenger RNA. The record is from the annotation of a GenBank genome assembly. Lineage: Eukaryota; Dinophyceae; Suessiales; Symbiodiniaceae.